AUGGAGAAAAUAGAUGUUUCUGGAAAUCCAAUGGGUCAUGUUAGUGACUGUAACUUCAUAGAUUUCAUGGAUGGAACAAAUUUUGAGCAGUUCAUUGAACUCAUUAGGGGUGAAACUGCAGAUCCUUUUGUUAAGUUCUGCCCCAACUAUGACUGCGAGCACAUUGAUGGCUGUUUGGCUGAUGGCCAUUUCGGCCUGCCCCCGGGAGAAUUGUUUGAUUUCAAUGCCCCAACUGUGUCUGAAUUGAAUUCUGUCCUUAAUUCCCAUCAUGGAGAAGUGGAGGAAAAGAAUGAUGGAGAAGAAUCAUCUGCAACAACGACAACGACAACAAAAACAACAACGACAAAGAGGAGUACAAAGUCUGAUCGAUCGAGAACUUUAAUAUCUGAAAGGCGGAGGAGAGGCCGGAUGAAGGAGAAGCUCUAUGCAUUGCGUUCCUUGGUUCCCAACAUAACCAAGAUGGAUAAGGCGUCCAUAAUUGGAGAUGCUAUAUUGUAUGUGCAAGAACUGCAAAUUCAGGCUAAGAAGCUUAAGGCUGAGAUUGUAACCCUCGAAUCAUCCGUAAAUGGAGUGGACCAAUAUCAAGGAAGCUCAUAUGCAAAUCUCCAUCCAAUAUGCAAGAAGAUAGUGCAGAUGGACGUGUUUCAAGUGGAGGAGAGAGAGUUUUAUGUGAGAUUAACAUGCAACAGAGGGAACGGAGUUGCAGUAUCACUUUACAUGGCUGUAGAGUCACUUAGCAGCUUCAAUGUUCGGAGCUCCAACUUGGCUACAGUUGCUGAGAACUUUGUAUUAACAUUCACACUGCAUGUUAGAGAAUGUGAUGAAGUGAACAUAAACUUGCCAAAUUUGAAGCAGUGGAUAGCUGGGGCUCUUCUUAACCAAGGAUUUGAAUUUAAAACAUCUCUAUCGGCCUAA
This is a messenger RNA of Ilex paraguariensis (yerba mate), 915 nucleotides long. The record is from the annotation of a GenBank genome assembly. Lineage: Eukaryota; Viridiplantae; Streptophyta; Magnoliopsida; Aquifoliales; Aquifoliaceae.